Salvia miltiorrhiza (redroot sage) is the source of this 3575-nucleotide messenger RNA. RefSeq names its product cellulose synthase-like protein D1. Lineage: Eukaryota; Viridiplantae; Streptophyta; Magnoliopsida; Lamiales; Lamiaceae. The record is from RefSeq and is a predicted model, not a curated record. Gene Ontology annotation, biological process: plant-type primary cell wall biogenesis; cellulose biosynthetic process. Gene Ontology annotation, molecular function: cellulose synthase (UDP-forming) activity; mannan synthase activity. The coding region runs from base 182 to 3256 and encodes 1024 amino acids. The transcript has 6 exons. Gene Ontology annotation, cellular component: plasma membrane; trans-Golgi network.
UGGCAUUUUCAUUUCUCCUACUUUUCGUACAUCCAUUUACCAUCGUCUCAUCAUAAUCCUCCAUUUUCUCAUUUCCUUCACAAACAAUUCAUCUCUUCUGACAAAAACUUAAAAAUUGUAGAGAGAGAAAUAUAUAGUUUAAAAGAAAAAGAAAAACAAUCAAUCAUUAAACAGUACGAGGAUGGGAGGAGAUUCCGACCGGCCGUCCUCCGGCGUGAAAUUCGCACGGCGCACCAACAGCGGGCGCGUGAUGAGCAUGUCCCGCGAUGAGGAGCUCGACAUCCCCGACACCCAAAACGAGUACAACAACAAGUACACGGUCAUGAUGCCGGCCACCCCAGACAAUAUGCCCGGAGCCUCCUCCGCCGCCGGCGACAAGCCCGACGGGCCCUCCACGGGCGCGAGAUUCCGCUCGGACCGCGGGCGGCAGGGGGGCGAGGGAGAGUCCGGCCGGAAGGUGGAGCGUAGGGUGUCGUCGGCGUUCAAGGACAAUAGCAACAACAAAUCGAUGUUCCUGAGGAGCCAGACGCAGGAUUUCGACCACAACCAUUGGCUUUUCGAGACCAAGGGGAAAUACGGUAUCGGAAAUGCUUACUGGGAAGAAGGUGAAUCCUUUGAUCAUGAGACCGGGAUGAGCAUGCAGGAUUUCAUGGACAAGCCAUGGAAACCUCUUACUAGAAAGAUCAAUGUGCCGCCGGAGGUCAUCAGCCCUUACCGAGUUCUGAUCGUGAUCAGGAUGAUAAUACUGCUCCUUUUCCUCAUAUGGCGAGUCGAAAACCCUAACUACGACGCUCUGUGGCUAUGGGCCUUGUCCAUUAUAUGUGAGAUAUGGUUUGCGUUUUCAUGGCUGCUUGACAUUCUUCCUAAAUUCAAUCCCAUAAACCGCUCAGCAGACUUGUCUGCAUUGAAAGAAAAAUUUGAAACAACUAGUCCGGCCAAUCCUGACGGUCGAUCUGAUCUUCCCGGCCUCGACGUCUUCAUUUCAACGGCUGAUCCUGAGAAGGAACCUCCUCUUGUCACAGCCAACACGAUCUUGUCGAUUCUUGCAGUCGAAUACCCCAUCGAGAAGCUGUCAAUAUACAUUUCAGAUGAUGGUGGUGCCAUUCUCACAUUUGAGGCUAUGGCUGAAGCUGUCAAAUUUGGAGAGUUGUGGGUGCCCUUUUGCCGGAAGCACAACAUCGAGCCAAGAAAUCCAGACAGCUAUUUCAACCAGAAAACAGACCCAACAAAAGGCAAGAAGCGACCCGAUUUUGUCAAGGACCGGCGUUGGAUCAAGCGAGAAUACGACGAGUUCAAGGUGCGGAUCAACGGGCUACCCGACGUCAUCAAGAAACGGUGCGAUUCGUACAACAAAGCUGAGACUGCGAAAGAAAAGAACCUGGUCCGAGAGAAGAACAACGGCAUCAUUCCUCCCGACUACAAGAUCGAAGUCCCUCAAGCCACAUGGAUGGCUGACGGAACUCAUUGGCCGGGGACCUGGUUCAGCACGGCCCCCGACCACGCCAAGGGAGACCAUGCCGGAAUCUUGCAGAUAAUGAGCAAGGUGCCCGCAAGCGAUCCUGUGAUGGGAGAGGCGGACGAGAAGACUCUGGACUUCACGGGCAUUGACAUAAGGCUUCCGAUGUUUGCUUACGUGUCUCGUGAAAAGCGGAAGUCGUACGAUCACAACAAGAAGGCGGGAGCCAUGAAUGCUCUUGUUAGAGCUUCUGCGAUCUUGUCGAAUGGGCCGUUUAUCUUGAACUUGGAUUGCGAUCACUAUGUGUACAACUGCAUGGCGCUUAGGGAAGGCAUGUGUUACAUGAUGGAUCGAGGCGGUGAUCGGAUUUGCUACAUACAGUUCCCCCAGAGAUUCGAGGGGAUCGAUCCUUCCGACCGAUAUGCUAAUCACAACACUGUCUUCUUCGAUGGAAAUAUGAGAGCCCUGGAUGGUCUCCAGGGUCCAGUUUACGUGGGAACUGGAUGCAUGUUCCGGCGCUACGCCCUCUAUGGUUUUCCUCCACCACGAGCAAUUGAAUAUAAAGGCGUUUUCGGACAUAAAAAGAGCCUAGCUAGGACUGCCCACCCUGCCAACACCGACGACGAGCAGCCGCUCACUGACCAUCCAGACCUCAACCUUCCUAAAAAGUUUGGAAAUUCAGCCAUGUUCAAUGAAUCCAUAGCUGUUGCUGAGUAUCAAGGACGUCCCCUUGCAGACCACUUCACCGUCAAGAAUGGAAGGCCCCCCGGUGCCCUCAUCGGCGCUCGCCCCGCCAUCGACGCCCCCACUGCGGCUGAGGCCAUCGCUGUCAUUUCAUGCUGGUUUGAGGAUAACACAGAGUGGGGAGACAGAAUCGGGUGGAUCUACGGAUCAGUGACGGAGGACGUGGUGACCGGCUACCGGAUGCACAACCGCGGGUGGCGGUCCGUGUACUGCAUCACCAAGCGCGACGCCUUCAGGGGCACGGCGCCCAUCAACCUCACAGACCGUCUCCACCAGGUCCUCCGGUGGGCGACCGGGUCCGUGGAGAUCUUUUUCUCCAAGAACAAUGCCAUCCUGGCCACGUCGCGCCUCAAGUUCCUGCAGCGGAUUGCGUACUUGAACGUGGGCAUCUACCCCUUCACCUCCAUCUUCCUAGUGGUCUACUGCAUCCUCCCCGCCCUCUGCCUCUUCAGCGGCCAGUUCAUCGUCAAAUCCCUAGACGUCUCAUUCCUUUCCUACCUCCUCAUCAUCACUCUCUGCCUUGUCUUCAUCUCCCUCCUCGAGGUCAAGUGGUCCGGAAUCGCCCUCGAGGAGUGGUGGCGGAACGAGCAGUUCUGGGUGAUUGGGGGCAGUAGCGCCCACCUCAUCGCCGUCGUGCAGGGCCUGCUCAAAGUCAUUGCCGGGAUCGAGAUCUCCUUCACCCUAACUUCGAAAGCUGCGGGUGAAGACGAAGAUGAUAUAUAUGCAGAUCUGUACGUGGUGAAGUGGACUGGGCUGUUUAUCGUGCCGCUCAUCAUCAUCAUCAUCAACAUCAUUGCGCUCGUGAUUGGGAUCGCUAGAACGAUUUACAGUGUGAUUCCUCAAUGGAAUAAGCUCUUUGGAGGAGCAUUCUUCAGCUUCUGGGUGCUGACUCACUAUUAUCCGUUUAUGAAGGGUUUGAUGGGGAGGAAAGGUAGGCUUCCCACCAUUAUAUAUGUCUGGUCUGGACUUAUUUCCAUCACUGUCUCCUUGUUGUGGAUCGUCAUCAGCCCUCCUGAAGGAACCAUCAACUCCGACGCCGCCGAGCUCAAGUUUUGAUCAGAUGAAUAAUCUUAACUCUGAUAUAUCAAGAAAUUUAGUAGGUUUAGUUUGUAUUGUUGUCCCUCAAAGCUAGGGUGCAUGCAAAGUAGGGUUAGGAAAAUGAGGGGUUUGUAGUGAAGGUGCAAUUGUGGUUUAAUUGGUUAGAAUUUGUGUGAAAUGUUUUGUUGUAAUGUGUUUAAACAUGUAUUGAAAUUAAAGAAGAAAGUGUGAUUUGCACUCAAUGUAAUAUGCCAUGUUAGUAAAUAGAUAUUUGGAUGUGCGUAUACCAUAUAUGCAUAUGAGAAAAUUAAACAAAAACUUGUUAUUUGUGUGGUCA